ACACAGCAGACGCAUGCUGAUUGGACAGCAACGGUAUGUCGUCACCGGCUCAUACAAACAAACUAGCAACAGUUUAAUCAACAGCCUGUGUCCAGAAGACAGUCAUGCGACGAAAAAAACUUUUCUAAACUGCUCGUAAGACUUUUUGCGUCUCUAAUCACAUUGACGGAAGCAGCACAAUUGUUAUUAGAGUUGUAAUCACAAGAUGAAUUUCUCUGAGGUUUUCAAGCAAUCCAACCAACUCUGUAAAAUUUCCCCAGAUGGGAAAUAUUUGGCUACCUGUGUGCAGUACAGGCUGGUGGUACGAGAAGUGAGCACCCUGCAGAUUCUGCAGCUCUACACCUGCCUGGACCAGAUAUCCCACAUGGACUGGUCUUCUGACUCUCUCUUUAUCCUCUGUGCUAUGUACAAAAGGGGACUGGUACAGGUGUGGUCUCUAGAACAGCCGGACUGGCACUGUAAGAUUGAUGAGGGCUCAAUCGGACUAGUCUCCUCGCGCUGGAGUCCAGACGGACGUCACAUUCUCAACACCACUGAGUUCCAUCUGAGAGUCACCGUCUGGUCCCUGUGCACCAAAGCUGUGUCUUACAUCAAGUAUCCCAAAGCAUGCCAGAAGGGUAUUGAUUUCAGCAAAGAUGGCUGUUAUAUGGCCUUGGCUGAACGCCGUGACUGCAAAGACUAUGUCAGUGUAUUUGUGUGUGACGACUGGCAUUUACUCAGGCAUUUUGAGACUGAGACACAGGACCUGGCAGGGCUGGAGUGGUCUCCCAAUGGAUGUGUGCUGGCAGUGUGGGAUAGCAGUCUGGAGUACAAGGUGUUGCUGUAUUCGUUGGACGGCCGGUUGCUGUCGACCUACAGUGCCUAUGAGUGGUCGCUGGGUAUCAAGUCUGUGACCUGGAGCCCCAGCAGCCAGUUCCUGGCCAUUGGCAGCUAUGAUGAAAAAGUGCGCGUUCUCAAUCACAUCACAUGGAAGAAGAUUACACAGUUUGAGCAUCUAGCGACCAUCAACAACACAAAAGCAGUUGUGUAUAAGGAAGUGGAGAAAAGGCCAACUGUUCGCAGUGAUAACCUGUCUCUACACAACAUCACAAUUGGCACCAACCUCUUCAACACACAGAGCAAAUACGAGAUCUGCCCACCGCCAGUCCAGAUUCCUGUAGUAAAACCAGACCCGGACCGAGCCAACCCCAAGAUUGGUGUCUCUACUUUGGCAUUCAGCUCAGACAGUCGCUAUCUAGCCACCAAAAAUGACAACAUGGCCAGUGUUGUCUGGGUGUGGGACAUGCAGAAGAUGAGCCUGGAGGCUGUGCUGGAGCAGACAUCGGCCGUGCGAUGCUUUCAGUGGGACCCCCUACGCCCCCGGCUGGCACUGUGUACAGGCAACACCAAACUCUACCUCUGGUCCCCGGCAGGCUGCGUUUCUGUCCAAGUCCCCACUGAAGGUGGUUUCCAGGUCCAGUCACUAAACUGGCACUGCGGUGGAGACUCUCUGAUCCUGCUCGGGAAGGAGCAGCUGUGCUUGUGCUACAUGGACACUGACCAGGUGGACAAGUAAAACACACAAAAACACAGGUCUCAAGAAUAACUGGAUUACAGCUCUGGUUUAUGUACCCAUACACACUUGGCCGGGAAUGUGUCAAGGGGAUGACCAAAAGACUGGUUGGAGCACUCCUCCUCAAAAUCUCAACGUUCACAUGUUGAACUGUUGCUGCUCGCCAAGGUUUGAAGGCCCUCAGUGCCGGUUACUGGGAUGUUCCUUUUCUUGUCUACUUAAAAACGUGUGCAAAACCUGCCAUGACAUUCCUCCUGAGAGACAUAGAAUGAAUAAAUAUCAGUGUUUAAAUAACCAAAUGGACACGGAAGCACUCGUUUCAAACACUGAUAGUUGUAUACAGAUUUGUUUUAGAGAUUUCACUGUACUUUUAGGUAUGUUGUAUGUGUUUUACAUUGAAAUUGUGUAAUUAUUUUUGAAUAAAUGUUGUCAUAAAUAAUGCA
Cottoperca gobio is the source of this 1995-nucleotide messenger RNA. It is a transcript of the gene wrap73, whose product is annotated as WD repeat containing, antisense to TP73. Gene Ontology annotation, cellular component: MWP complex; microtubule organizing center. The record is from RefSeq and is a predicted model, not a curated record. The transcript has 13 exons. Gene Ontology annotation, biological process: microtubule anchoring at mitotic spindle pole body. The coding region runs from base 206 to 1555 and encodes 449 amino acids. NCBI's taxonomy places the organism in Eukaryota, Metazoa, Chordata, Actinopteri, Perciformes, Bovichtidae. Gene Ontology annotation, molecular function: protein binding.